ACUUGCGAGCAUUCGAGAUCAAAUGUCUCUCCGGCUUUUUAUGACGACCAGGCGAUGGACCUAGAGAACUACUAAAGGUUUGACUCUAAUAAUGGCUCUAUCGUCUCCAAGAAUUCCCCUGAAACAUCGGGGAUUGAAUAGAGAGAUGAUAUAUCGACAAUAGUCAUAUCAUGAAAGGUAUCCGCAAGUCUGCUAGUCUUCCGGCUUCACCAUCGAGAACAUUUUUACGGGAGGAAAAGGUUGAUGGCGCUGUUUACGAAGUCUCUUUGAAGAAAGUUCGUUACCGCAGCAGCGAUCGGUUCCCGAGCGAAGAGGACGAAGUGUCUCAUCUUCAAUGGGAGACUAUACGAAUUUGUAAAAUCAAAGCUGGUACUUUGGAGAAACUUGUGGAAAAUCUAGCACCAUGCAAAGCGCCGUUAGAGGAAUUAGAUCCUGGUUAUGUGCUAGCUUUCCUUUCGACCUACAGAGCCUUCGCGAAGGUAGAAGAAGUUUUAGAAUUGCUCUUGAAAAGGUAUGUAGAAUAUAAAGGGAGAAAGGAGGAAUGUCCAGAAAUAAGCGAAAGAGUUCAAAGGGGUGUAGUCGCUGUUCUACUUGUAUGGUUGGAACAGUUUUCAUCAGAUUUCAACGAUCCACCAGAGUUCCAAACACUGAAGAGAAUCCUGGGAUUUGUGAGAACUGAGAUAAGCAACCAUGUAUGCGGAGAGCUGGAGAAGAAAGUGCAGCACAAGAUAGACAUGUUUGCCAUUACUCCGUACGAAGGGGAAGGUAGCCCGAUACCCUUUCGUCUCUCAUUAGUCAAAGAUGUCGACUUUGUGGUAGAGGCUGUCGAAAAGCUCACUGCAGAGAAUACAGAAGAAAGCGGAACCAAUCUAUUGUCUAUCGAGCCUGAGAAAUUUGCAGAGCAACUCACCAUUAUGGACGCAGAGUUAUUUCGUAAAGUGAUCGCAUGGCACUGUAUGGGCUCGGUGUGGUCUCGGAGAAAGCGGUCCCACAAACCAGCCUUUACGGUCCAGGCCACUGUAGACCAGUUCAACGCCGUGUCUCUCAAAGUUCUCUCGUCAAUACUGAAAACACCAGAGAACAAAAGCCCGGCUCAACGAGGAAGAUACAUCAACCAGUGGAUCAACAUCGCACAGUGCUGCCGAAAUUUAAAGAACUUCUCGUCCCUUAAAGCAAUCAUCUCCGCCCUGCAGUCGGCCUCAAUCCAUCGUCUUAAAAAGUCUUGGCAACACGUACCACGGGAGAGUACGGCUUUGUUUAACGAGCUCGCGUCAUUGUGCUCGGAAGAAAAGAAUCAGCAGAUGAGCAGAGACGUCCUAAAUAAGGAAGGCACAGCGAAAUGGACAACAGCCGCUGACCCAGGUCACAAAAAGCCGCUAAGGAAACGACGCUCGCGCUUCAUGGAAAUGGGCGUCAUACAAGGGACUGUCCCUUACCUGGGAACGUUCCUCACGGACCUAAUGAUGCUUGACACUAUUCACCACGACCUCACUGAGGAUGGAUAUAUCAAUUUUGACAAGAGGCGAAAGGAAUUUGAAAUCAUCGCUCAGAUCAAACUUUUUCAAGAAGCCGCGAAGAACUACACAUUACUAACACCAGACGAUAACUUUCGGCACUGGUUUGACAACAUCACAACGCUUACGGAGAGGGAAAGUUUCGAACUUUCGUGUAAACUGGAAAAAGAUUCCGUCAAGAAACGAGGAAGUGGCAGAUUUAAGCUAAGACGGAACCAAAGUGACCCCGAUAUUUCUAAACUGUCGCUCUCUCCGCCUGAAAACCACUUAUCGCGGCUAGGCUCAAAAUCUACAGAAGUCUCACCUGUACUUCACCGACAUAGUCGAAACAACUCCAACUCGUCGUCAUCAUCCACAUCAUCCGGGAUCUCGUCUGGCUCAGAGACUGCAAGCGCCAAAAGCUUGACUUUACCACGUGAUCACAGGCCCUCUUCUCCAUGCUUGCGGGCUCCGCUGGUUGGUUCGCCCCAGUCCGCACGCCAGAAGGCCAUGCAUAGAUUAACUUUAUCGCUACCUUUACCCGGCUCCAGUCCCCGGGAGUAUGAAACGGGCCAUAUUAUCCGCGUGAGUCUGGAAAGUUCCUCAAGCACAGGAGUUAUGUAUAAAGGAGUCUGGUUGACAGACGAGGAGAGAACGCCGAAGGUAAUCCGGACGAGUCUCGCCAAGCAUGAUAUCGAGGCUGAUCCUGCUGAUUACUGCCUUGUACAACAGCUUGACAACGGGAACGAGCUGGUGCUGCCCGACUACUGCAAUGUUUACUAUGCUAUGAACUCAUCUGUGGAACCCUUAACCUUUCACCUGAGGAAAAAAACAAAGACGGAAAGAUAAUACCCGGCACAUGAAAUAGAUUUUACAGGUGAUAUUCACAUGGUCUGUUCUCCAACGUUACGCAUCCGCGCAUGGAUGGCUUAAUUAAUGACAUUAGGAAUUGGCAAUCCUCGCUAAUGCUCAUUAGAUAUGAAGGCUAGAUUUCUCCAAAACAGUCUAUUGAUCCAUGUAAAUAACAAUCUACCAGACUGACGGAAUUCCUUUAGGAAUGGAAAUACCAAUAGACUUUGCUAUACAUGGAAUUUGCUAUACGUGGGUAUAAAAACGGGAUGUGGGGGGAGGGAGGGGGACUUUCGAGACUGCGUAAAAUACCGUAGAUGUCAUAUUAGGAAUUUAUGUGAAUGGAUUUUAGGAAGUUUGUUUUUAAUUUAAAAUAAGCAUAUUGUAUUCAGCAUUAUAUGUACAUUGAUUUUUAUUUCGGUUCAUUAUUAAAAAAAUGUACAGUUUUUCUAUUUUAAGAUAAAGCAAUUUUUAGAUAUAUGAUACAUUAUAUAUAAUAGCUGAAUAAAACCCUUGAAUGCAAA
Molecule: messenger RNA, 2866 nt
Organism: Nematostella vectensis (starlet sea anemone)
Lineage: Eukaryota; Metazoa; Cnidaria; Anthozoa; Actiniaria; Edwardsiidae
Product: ral guanine nucleotide dissociation stimulator
Exons: 18
Coding region: 171-2342 (723 amino acids)
Biological process (GO): Ras protein signal transduction; positive regulation of GTPase activity
Cellular component (GO): plasma membrane
Molecular function (GO): guanyl-nucleotide exchange factor activity
Source: RefSeq, a predicted model, not a curated record